CUUCUUUACAAAGCAGGAGUCGCGUCAUAUAUACGCUCCAAUACUAGCCUAUAUAAACCGGAGAAAAGAGGAGGAAAAAGAAAAGAAAAAAGAAAAAGAAAUACCCGCCAAAAGUUUAGAAACUUCUUUAGCAGUAAACUACACGAAUUCUCGAUUACGGGUCUAGAUUCUUUUGUUAGCCGCCAUCUUUAAUCCACUAAAAUGCCUGAAGAUUCUUACACAGAGCGACCUUUGUUUGGCGGUGCAAUCACUACCAGUUUCCCUCUUCGAUUUCAGGAUGUGAGCAAUAUUCGUCAAGUUCCUGAUCAUCAGGAGGUAUUCGUGGACCCUGCUCGUGAUGAAAGCUUGAUCUUUGAGCUUUUGGAUUUUAAGCAUGACAUUGGCGAUAAUGGAAGUGCUACCUGGUUUCUUCAAGACCUUGCUAAUGAACAAGAUGCUGAAGGAUGCACGCUAAUUGAGCAAUCAGGAGUAGUUGAGGCCCCUGGCUUGCUUUACAGAGACAAUCCAACUGUUGUUUCUACUGCUGUGGGACAAAUGAAUAUUUCCAAGGGAAGACAAGGAAGGGAAGCACAAAAUGUUGUAAGGGUUUAUUUGGCAAAUAUACGUCUUAAGGGAGUUAGCUCAGAUGUGCUGAUAACUGCCUACGAACCUGUCCUAAUACAUCCUUUGAGUGAAACUGCUAGAACAGUUGGUGCUGGUAUGGCAAUUCCUGCUGCACAAUCUGGAUUCCUGCCAAUGUCUGAGGUCUUUAAGCUUGCUGUCUCUACCUUCAAAGUGAAUGACUGGAAUCUUUUUGGCAGUGCUGCUGUCUGAAUAUGUUCCAUGGAGCAGCUUCUCCAAAGCCAUACAAAGGUAUAUUGUCUGCUGUUCUGUCGUAUUAAUGUAUUUGCAGGUGUUGAGUUGAGGACUACUAUUUUGCAUGUAUUCCUUUUUAUUUUUUUCUGUAGUGCUGCCUGCUUCAGGUUUAUUGUAUUUAUUUCAAUUGUUUUGUGGAGGUUUAUAGUUAUUUUCACAUAAUAUUGUGAUGCUUAAAUUCUUUCUUUCUUAUAGAUGUAAUUGGGAGCCUAACGGCUUUCAUAGGUUAUAUUUCAA
Molecule: messenger RNA, 1092 nt
Organism: Ricinus communis (castor bean)
Lineage: Eukaryota; Viridiplantae; Streptophyta; Magnoliopsida; Malpighiales; Euphorbiaceae
Product: ran guanine nucleotide release factor
Exons: 9
Coding region: 202-813 (203 amino acids)
Biological process (GO): protein import into nucleus
Cellular component (GO): nucleus
Molecular function (GO): guanyl-nucleotide exchange factor activity; small GTPase binding
Source: RefSeq, a predicted model, not a curated record